Messenger RNA from Pecten maximus, 5808 nucleotides. Its product is annotated as cleavage and polyadenylation specificity factor subunit 6-like. Bases 34 to 1869 code for a protein of 611 amino acids. The transcript is spliced from 16 exons. NCBI's taxonomy places the organism in Eukaryota, Metazoa, Mollusca, Bivalvia, Pectinida, Pectinidae. The record is from RefSeq and is a predicted model, not a curated record. Gene Ontology annotation, molecular function: mRNA binding. Gene Ontology annotation, cellular component: mRNA cleavage and polyadenylation specificity factor complex. Gene Ontology annotation, biological process: mRNA alternative polyadenylation.
CCGGAAGUUAUAGAACACCAAUUGUGAAGAAAAAUGGCGGAUGGCGUGGACAUAGAUUUGUAUGAUAAUUUAGAAGACGGUUUUGAUCCAGUAGACAAUGAUGCUGUGCCAGAUGAUGACCUGUACAAUGAUGUGAUAACAGCAUCUUCCAGUUCAGAAAGAAUAGAUUUACCACAAAAUGAUGGGGAUAGCAAAACCCUGUCAAAUAUAUCCGUCCCUCAUGGGUACACAGGGAGAAGAAUCAGUCUGUAUGUUGGAAAUCUAACUUGGUGGACAACAGACCAGGAUCUCACAGAUGCUGUAGCUUCCAUUGGUGUCACUGACCUAGUGGAGAUCAAAUUUUAUGAAAACAGAGCCAAUGGGCAGUCAAAAGGCUUUGCAGUGGUAGUUGUGGGCUCAGACAAUUCAUCACGUCACAUCUUUGACAAACUCCAAAGGAAGGAGAUCCAUGGCCAGGUACCAGCUGUCACACACUGCAAUAAACAAGCCCUAAGUCAGUUUGAGGCUCAAGCACGCAAGGGCGACGCCUCCCCACAGAACGGAGAAACAUCAAACAAGUUUCCCAGAGAUGGAAACAAGCCCCCUCGUGGACCCCCUCACAACUCGCCUCACCAGGGUGGUCCCCCACCACAGAGAAUGCAGUCCAAUAAGCCGCCAAACAUGAUGCCACAAAGACAUCAGCACCCACCAAAUCAAGGACAGAGACCACCUCUGGGGCCCCCUCCAUCAGGUCCAAUGCCACCCCAUGGUGGACCUCCAUUUCCAGGUGGUCCCCCACGACAUGGUGGACCUCCACAGAUGGGAGGACCACCAAACAUGAACAUGCCCCCAGGCCCUAUGCAUCCUGGCGGUCCUAUGCCCCCAAGAAAUAUUGGACCUCCACCAGGAAUGCCAAUGAGAGGCCCUCCACCCCCAGGGAUGAGAGGACCCCCACCCCCAGGUCACGAUCCCAGAGGACCACCCCCAAGGCCAGAAUGGGACAGGCCGCCAGCUGUUUUCAACCGUCCUGGCCAACCUCCACCUCCGGGAAUUCCAUACAACCCCGCCCUUGGACCCCCUCCCCCACAGCCUGUCCCACCCCCCGGAGCAAGACACCCCCAUCCAGGGGGACCAGGUAUUGGGCCAGGUAUGCCACCCAGUGGCCAGCCCCCGAUGUCUUUGCCACCCCCAGGACAUCCAGGGGGACACCCACCUGCUCCUGCCCCUCAUGUGAAUCCAGCGUUUUUCCCCCCUCAGCAUGGACCUCCACCAGCAGGGCCAUUGCCAGUUCACUCUGCCCCAGAUCCGUAUAACAGGCCACCCCCAGGAGCCCCAGUGUCCUCGUAUCCAGGUGACCACUACAACAGACCCCCUCCAGAAAGUAUGUAUUCCAACAGCAGGGUUGAGCCUGUGUCACCCGCACUCAGUGAGCAAGAGUUUGAGGAGAUAUUCCAAAGGAACAAAACAGUGUCUAGCAGUGCCAUUUCUCGGGCCGUACAGGAUGCCAGUGCAGGUGAAUUUGCAAGUGCUAUAGAGACAUUGGUGACAGCCAUUUCCCUGAUCAAGCAAUCAAAGAUUGCUAGUGAUGACCGCUGUAAGAUUCUAAUCAGCUCCCUUCAGGACACACUCCACGGGAUUGAGGAGAAAUCAUAUGGGUCCAAGAGUACAUCAAGAAGAUCACGUUCAAGGGAGAGAGAGAGGGAUACUCGUGACCGUGAAAAGAGAAGUCGUCAUCGAACACGUAGUAGGGAAAGGGAAUAUCGUGAGAGGAGUCGGGACCGUGAACGUCACUAUGAGGAGUCGCGGUCCUCUCACAGGGGAGAGCGUGACCGCGACCGUGACAGGGAGCGAGAACGUGAGAGAGAGUAUAGCAGCAGUCGUCGACACUAAAUACUGACCGGCCAGAUUUUAUUCGGAAAAUGAUUCUACCUCGGGCAGUUUCCUAUACUACUAGAAAAUUGGCUCAAUACAUCUGUUCAGUUUAUGGACAAGAAGUUGUGUUCUAUAAAUUUUGUGCCAAAUCAUUUAUUUGAAUUCCGAUGCAAUACGAGAGAGGCAGCUAAAUAUAUUUUAUAUAAAAUGCUAUUGUUUUAUGAGGUUUAUAUUUUUUACAUGUGAUAAUAUUACCAAAACAUCUUCUUGCGUCAUUCCAAUGUCCAUUUUAUUCAUAUUGUACAAAAUAUCUACAGACAUUUGUAAUCCACAAGUAUGAGGAUGAGGGAGUGAGAUGGUGAAGAAGAGAGUAAUAUUUCUGACAAACUGAUAUCAUUAUUUAGAUUUUUUGUAUGAAACUAGAUUUAUUAGGAAUGACAAUCAGAAGUCAUUUUGGGUUACACUUUUCCAUAUUUACUUAAUUUUGUGAUCAACAUUAGAAAUGAUUUUAAACAAUGUCCAUAGAGGAUCCAUAUGGCAUUUUGUUUGGUAAUUUCAAUGGUUUUAUUUUCCUUAUUACUAAAUUAAUUACAUUUGUCAUUACAUAUGAAUUGUAGAAUGUCGCAUGAUUUUUAAGACAAAGUAAAACAUAAUGAGGUAUAAGAAAUAUUCUUUGUUCUGCAAAUUCUCCGAAUAAUAUGAGAUCUGCUGCAUGCAGGUAUUGUUUAUUCAGAAAUACUUUUCUAAUUUUUUACGGUUAAAAGUAGAGUUAUAUGUGAAUUUUUUACCCUGGUCCUCAAGAACAAAUUGUUUUUGUAUACGAUCCGCUUGAUUCAUAUCUACAAAAUUGAGUUCCAUUUGCUUUCUCUGAUGAGGAUGUCGUUCCUGGAUAUUUUUCCAUAUUCCUGUUAAAGUUCAGUGUGUUUGUUAUUACAUAUUUUUUAAAAUCUUGCUCACUUCGUUUGAUCAGAUGGAAAGUGUGUGAUAGAUUAUUUUGUAAAAAGAAAAUAUGAAUUAGACUUUCAGUUCACUUUCAUGUACCAUAUAUAUAUCGUGUCAUGGGUUGUCAUUACUUGCAACUUCAAUUUAAUGCUUUCAGAAAAUAAAACUUGAGAGAGUGGAAUCGGAUUUGUUUAGAACAAGAUUUUAAUAGAAAAUCUUUCAGCAGUACGAUUGUAACAAAAUUGAUGUGUGUGGACUGUGAAAGCUUCCAGCUGUGAGAGUAUUUAAACCUUAUCUGUGUAUGAGUGUGAGUUUAUAUUAACUAAUCCUUGUAUUUGUGUACCAGUAUAUGUGAAUGUGUGGACAUUAAGCCCUGUAAGUGUUUGUCAACUGCUGUACAAUUGUGUGGAUGCUAUUUAUGGAGAAGAGAAAUUGUGGACAAUUGCAAAUGUUUGUAGAUAUUUGAUUUAUUUGAACAUACACAAAUGUCUCGUGCUGCUCAGCAAUUAGCCGUUGAAGUAUUUAUUUUGUUAUUGCUUUUGAUACUUAUAUACUGCAUUUAAUUUGGAUAUUAUACCCCAUACCGACAGUGUUCAUUAAAGCGUCAGUAUCACAUCAGAUGGUGUGACUGAUUGGUAACUUGUGAUAUGUCAUUUCAUAAAUCUCUCAUUCAAAUUUAUCUUGUGCCAUAGUAACGCAUGUAGUUAACUUGUUUUUAUUGGAAACUUUUGUUUUCAUGUUACAUAUGGUGUAACAUUCAUACCUUCUAUACAUAUAUAUUAUAUAUAUACACACAUGUGGAAACAUCUUUGUCAUAAUACUUUGUAUGAGUUGCAGCUAUAAGUAAUAUGAUCCGAUAUGAUAUGCAUUAUGAUACCAAAUGAUUAGAAUUUCUUGUCUGUUAUGGUAAAUAUUGAAAAGGGAAGUAUAUACAAUUUCAUAAUCAGACCAAGAAUUCCAUGUGUUGGGCUAUUGUUGGUAGCUAGAGUUAUAUGAUGUUAUACUUUUGUCAUUUUCUUGAAUUGGUGUCAAAGUGUUUCAUGUCCAGAUUUGUUUUUAGCGAUCUUUUCAGGUACAAAUUUGAACUAUAAAUGGUCUCCUGUGGUUUUGGAUGAAAAUCAAGUUCUAUUUGGACAAGGUUUUCAUUGUCUUUACAUCUGAGACUUUUGUAAAGUUCAAAUGUGUAUCAAAUUGAGGUAGAUUUUAAAUGUGUUGUCACAUGCUUACAUUUUACAAUGAAAUGUAUAAAGGUUGAAGGGAAAAAAACCAGAAAAUACUAAUUAUAUCCACAAUUCAACUAGAUAAUUCUCGGGAAGAAUAAUUUCACAAGAUAGCUAAACUUACUUGCAUCAUUUGGUAAGACCGAAUAAUAUUCUAAAAACACUUGACUUAAAAAUGUUUAGUAAAGGAAGAAAAACCUGUGAGUUUAAGGUUAUUAAGGUCUUUUUUUAUUGAUUUUGAAAGAGUUGAGUGAGGAAAAGAUUAAAUAUUUAUUUUUUGAAGUUUUAGUGUCUUGUAUGUAUAGUGUGGUUAUAAUGUUAUGCUGUCCUUGGGCAUAUGUUGGAAUGGUUGGAGUGUUUCUUGUUUUGGAUGUUGCAUUCUGUUUUAGAAUACAAGUAUUCAGAAUUAAACCUGGGUUUUAAGGAAGUGUUUAAACAUCAAAAUGUGUGAGAGUGAAAAGUAUAUAACGUUUUAACCAUGCUAUAUGAAUGAAAAAAACCUUUCAAACCAUAUUUUGUUGAAAAGCAGGUUACCUUUAAAACAUAUGUAUUUUUAGAAUGGAGAGAAAUAUUUAGAUCUUUAAAACCAUUCAAUAAAAGAGGGAAGAUAACAUAUAAACUAUAUCGACUCAGAAAGGAGAAAAAUUCUGUCGAGAGAGAAAAUAUUUUGGUGAGUGCCACGGCUACAAAACUGCAUGCAGUGUUUGAGAGAAAGAGAGAGCACAUAAGCUAUAUUUAUUGUUCUGAAAAAGUAAAACAGAUUGAAAUUCAAACAAAUAUUCUGUAUGAGAGAGAGGGAGAGAGCGAGCAAUAAAUGGGGAGUAAACUAUGAGAGGAAAAGGUGUACUCCACUGUAAAUUUUUCACACAAAAUUGAAAUCUAAAUAUAAACAUUUCUGUCCAUAUUAAGAAAACUCAAUAUUUUGGUAAUUGACAUGUUUUUUAAAGAACAAGUAAAGGUACUGUGUAUGUUAGAUAAUGACGACUGUGAAGGUAACUCCAGUAAUUUGUCGAGUUGUACAGUAUUUAGACAAAGAAACUAGGAGUACUCGGUAGCAUGGUAAUGUCAAGAUCACGAACAGUAAGUACAGAAAUAAUCAAGAAAUUAAUUUCCCUGCAUGUACAAUAGUAAAUGUGGUUCCUUAUUUUUUGUCUUCAAGAAAAUCUGUGAGAGAGAGAUUACAAAUUCAUAACAUAUCAAUCUAUUUUAAUUAAAGCCGAUUCAAAGUUUGCUUGGUUCACUAAAAUGAAUCGGUCCAAAAAAUGUUUCCUUUUCCAGCCGAAACUGAUGGCAGAGUUGGUCAGUAUUAUCAGAAUAAUUUUUAGGUAAAUAUGAGUUGUAAAUAUAAUUGACAUUUGACCUUUUUUCUAUUGUAGGUUUUGUAACCAUAGCGAUGACCUUGAGUGGUGUUAACGUCCUUAUGAUGUAUUCAGCCUCUUCAAUCCAUAUGUUAGCUUUUUGUACAAAAAAGAGAGAAGUACUUUGUUUUGUGAAAUCAGUGUGUAAAUAGUUAGUCAAAGGAUCCUUAUUUUUUGGAUUCACUUCAUCACUGUAAAAAGACUUCAACACAAAGACACUGGCGGACUGGAUGGACUUGCAGCAGAAAGGAAGGAGGACCGAGGGAGCAUCAUUCAACUGGAAAAGAAAAGUGUGCAUCAUUUUCAUCUUAUAUUAUUCAAAGGACUUCUUCAUCUAAGUGGACAGCUAAGGAACACAAAUAUGAUUUUAUCCGAGAUUUUAAACCACUUUUUAUGUUGUUAAAAUUUCUCCCAAUAAAAGAAUAUGUGUUGUAAUA